This is a messenger RNA of Owenia fusiformis, 3093 nucleotides long. NCBI's taxonomy places the organism in Eukaryota, Metazoa, Annelida, Polychaeta, Sabellida, Oweniidae. The record is from the annotation of a GenBank genome assembly.
AUGUACGCCGCCAUAUCUGGUUGUUGUUCACAAAAGGCCUCUAGUUCGAAUACGGCGUGGUGCUUGUAUAUUCAGGCUUAUACAGAUACAGACGCAGUUUAUGCAGUACAAGAAUCUUGUCAAUAUAUCAGCAAAUAAUCUCCAUAAGCACUACACAUAGAAGCAUUUUCUGAUAGUGAACACUGUUUGGACAUGGCUGGUGUACUGAGAGGACGGGAGACGGUUGUUGAAGCAACAACGAUCUAUGAUUAUUACGAACGCAAGAUAAACAACACUCCAGGGACUGCUGGAUUGGAAGCUAUACGCUACAAUGGAAGAAGCAUCACCCAUGGGAAAUUGAAUGCCAAGGCAAAUAUUCUCGCUAAAGCAAUAUUGAAAAGGAUUGAAUCCUCCAGUGGGACAGUAGAUCCGAUUAUUGGUGUGUUUAUACAGCCGAGUGAUGCUCGAAUAAUUGCGAUUCUUUCAAUCUUCAAAUUAGGUGCAGGGUAUGUACCGCUGGAUCCAGUUCUUCCAGCAGAACGAAUCAAGCAUAUCGUCAAUGAAGCGAAACCGUUGUGUAUAAUCGCAUCAAAGGAAAAUAAAACACUAUUUAACAAUGUCGAAAUACUCGGAGUUGAUGUCUUCGAGAUUUCAGAACUAUUAGACAAUGAAGAGUCCAUAUCCGGUGACAAUCUUAUCCCGAAAGAAAGACUAUCAAAUGCUAAGGACCCACUUGCAUGUGUCCUGUAUACGUCCGGGAGUACAGGUACUCCCAAAGGAGUGAAACUGCGUCACAGUAAUGUUAUGAAUAGACUUAUGUGGCAAUGGGAGACGCUUCCGUUCAAAAAAGAUGAUGUUGCAUGUGCUAAGACUUCCAUACUAUUUGUUGACUCACUCACAGAAGCAUUUAGUGCGUUGUUAGCGACUGUCCCGAUUGUGAUUGUUCCCAAGUCUGAUACGCAGAACCCUGAGAUUUUUGUAAACAUUUUGAGUGAAAACAAAAUUACUCGACUCGUUGUUGUCCCGUCGUUGCUAAAAAACAUACUACUCUAUCUCCAGUUAAAACAAGAUUCAACGUCUCUAAAGCAACUGCGAGUUGUUGUCACAAGUGGAGAAAUCUUGCCAUCACUCCUGCUUACAGAAUUCUUCAAAGCAUUUCCAACGGGCUGUAUUCUAGCUAACCUGUACGGGAGCACCGAAACAACAGGAGACAUCACUGCAGAGCUUUUCACAAGUGAUGACAUCACAAACAAAAUAACAAAUGGAAAGGUAAAGAUAGGAUCUCCUAUUGACAACUGCAACGUCUAUCUAUUAGACACAGACAUGAAACCAGUCCAGGAUGGUGAACUUGGCGAGAUGUUUUUCAGUGGCGCAAACAUAUCUGAAGGAUAUAUGGAUCGAGAGAAAAUGGUUCAGUUUGUAGCGAAUAUGAUAAGUCCAUCUCCCAACCAUGAAAUUCUUUUCCGAUCUGGCGACUUUGGACGAAUCAUUGACGGUGGAAUACUAUACGAGGGAAGACAAGACGCUCAGGUUAAGAUAAGAGGUCACAGGGUAAACUUAACAGAAAUAGAAAACGUAGUGUUAAGAGUGAAUGGAGUCGAUAAAGCUGUAGUGAUAGCUCACGAGACGAAUGAGUCUAACAAAGUUCUUGUUGCGUUCUUUACAUGCCUAACCGGGGAAGAUCUUACAGAAGUCGUCAGGACAAAGUGUAAGGAAAAUGUCCCGACGUAUAUGGUGCCACAGGUGGAGCAAUUAGACACGAUGCCACUUCAGAGCCACACUGGAAAGGUCGAUAGGGUAAAUCUCAAAGUGAGAUUCGCUGCAAAGUACGCCAAAGCCAAAGAUGACGACGAUGCAGUCAAGAUGCCCGAUCCAGUAGCUGAUGUUAUAUUUUCUGUGAUUGCUAAAGAGUUGGGAAUUUUCAAAACAUCACUCAAUUAUGAAGAUAAUUUCUUCAAUGUUGGAGGAAACAGCGUGAACGCCAUGUCCGUCUUGAUGAAGCUAAAAACACAUGGCGUUUCGAUCGGGAUAACGGAUUUCAUAAAAGCUACCUCGUUGCGUGAGGUUGUACAACUUGCCAAAUCUUCCACUGGAAACAUUGCGUCUUCCAUCCCACCCGGGAAAUACAUCGUUAGAUUGCUCAAUGACGAUCCAAACUUAGAGGAAGCUGUCCGCCUGAACGCAGAAAACUUUUGCUCAAAAGAAUUCAUGACAGAGUAUCUGAAAAUACCAGUUGAUAUGUUUGUCAACUUCGUCAACAAUUUCAUGCCACAAGUUCUUGAAGAACGUCUGUCUAUAACUGUCAGGGAUGCAAACACUGGGACAUUACUUGGUGCUACUUUUAACGUAACUACGGAAGGGGAAUCCGAUGUCGUAUGGCCUGAUAAAAUGCUUCCAAUAGCGGCGUUCUUGGAACAAGGCGAGGGACCAUUGAAAGAAAAGACUGCAGAACUGGGUGGUAAAUGGGUGGCCUCUUUUGUAGCAGGGACAAACUUGUCUUUGUCUUUCAAAGAAAAUCUCGAAUUGAUGUGGUUAAUGGAGAACGAGAGUUUGAAAAUAGCACGAGAUGCUGGCUACGAUGGCUUCACUUCAGUUAACACCCACUAUGUCACAUGCGAUAUGGCUGAACAUACGUUUGGAUACACAGUGGUUAGCGUUAAUAAAGUCAAAGACUUUAUUUAUGAUGGGAAACAAGUGUUCAGUGGCUUACCAGACGAUUUGUAUGGAAAGGGGGCGUACAUUCAAUUAAAAACAGCACAGAUAGAAAAUACAUGAAGACCAGAGACGAGUUGAGAGAAAUUGUCACAAUAUUUCUUGGCGCACAACAUUCGAUGUAUCGUCUUUUUAUAAUGAGUCCAGCAUUUGUGUUUUUUUAUCACGAUGAUCUUUAUUGUUAAAUUGCUUCAAACACUGGUGAUCCGCUCGAUUACGCUGGUUACCGAGACGGUUCGUUUCGGUAACAAAAUGCCGGAACGUUGAAGGAACGAUUUAACGAAGGUACGAUUGGGAUAAAAAUGUCGUGAGGAUUCUGCCUACAUCCGCCGAAUCGUUUCGGUAACCAGCGUAAUCGAGUGGAUCACCGGUGUCAAAGACAUAGCUUAAACUGCUUCCAAC